AUGAACAGUGACACAAAUGGCAAAUCAGACUCCCAGGACAGCAUUGAGCAGCCCAACAAACCAGGAAACCCAGGAUCCACCCCCUCCCCAGCCCCAGAAUCCUUCAAAGACCAAGACAUAGUACAGAAACUGUCCACUCUAUGCCUUGAUCCCAAGACUGAAAUCACUAGACUCUGGCACAGUAUCACUCGCGAGAUCACCCUCAAGAAGAUCCUACCUUUCAACACUCUGGAACUCUCACAAGGAGCCAACCACCCCCAAGUGGCAGCAGUCUUCAGAAUCUGGGCCAACUCACCCAUCGUCCAGCAGAACCUGCACAAAUCCUUAUGGAAAACACCUGAAGAAUGGGGAUACUUCAUCCUAAAGGAGGGCAUGGAGACCACCAUCAAACGACACAGUGGUGACCCCUAUGUCUACCCAGACCCAAGGUCCCAAGGAAAAGGGGUCAAACUUCUUCUCCGCCUGGCAAUGACACCCCCUGAAGAGUUCCCAUGUUUUGACUCCAGACUAUCCAAGUUCACUGAAAACACAUUCAUGGUCAGACUCAAGCUUCUUGCACACAAUACCAUUGGACCAGCAUACACCACCCUGAAGGACAAAGCACAAUCCCCACCAGACGCGGACCCUGAACCAUCCAAGAAAUCUGGUUCAACCACAGCAAAACCAGCCAAAGCAACCGCAUUCAAGAUGAGAGGCAUCUCCGGCAAACCCAUCAGUCAAUCCAACGCCUCAACCACAGCAAACUCUGAUCCAGUCAACCGCCCUACACCACCUGCAGGAGAGCCAACCCAUAAGACCCUAUUCAAGGUACACUUCCCCAACCAUGCCCCACUGCCAGAGGACCGAAAGGUCCGCGGAAGCGCCAUUGGAGAACUCUCCCGACUACUUAUGGUGGAUUUCUUGAUGCAACUCUUCUCCAUUGAACCUGAAGCCAAACUCAUGCGAUACCCCACAGCAAGCCCUCUUACCUUCCAUUCUGCCUGGAUCCACCUUCACUCCAACCAAGCUAAAUUCCCUAGAGGAGCUGAUCAGUUCAAGUCUAUCUUCUACAAUCACUUCUUUAGGCCAAAUGGCAGUUCCAGUUCUGCAAAGAUUCUCAUCGCCCAUAACAUGCCAAGGGAUGAACUCUUGGAACUUUUCCAACCCUUCUUCGGAGGAUGGGAUGAAACACAAGAGGACAAUGGAAUCACCUUCAAACUUGAACUUGCCCCCAUCCAGUCCCCUAAAACUGCCUCAGUAGCCUGGCUCAAAGGAACAGGAUACUGGACCCAUGGAGCCAACCUAAGUGAAGCCAUACGACAGGACCCUCUCUACAAGAUCAAAGAGUCCAAGGACAACCAGCAAUACCGGUACCCCAUUGAACUGAUCUACCAACGGAUACAGACAAAGCAGAAUGAACGGUGGGACCCAACUGGCACCAAAAAUCCCAUGGCGGUCCAUGUACACUGUGCUGAAGAACACUAUGACUCAGUACUCUCCCUUCUCUCAAAUAUCUAUGCCCCAGGACGCCGAUCUGGAUACCCCCAACACAAGAAACUCCAAGUGGUACCUGACUGUGGCUCCCACAAAUACUUGGCCACCCAGGAUGAAACACUGGAUCAGGUUUUCACCUCCUUGGUAGACAAACAGUUUGUUAUAGUUGAUAGCAUCCAAGUCAUCUACAUUGAGAAUGUUGUUGGGAACCCAGGGCCCCUUUCACCACAGGACCCAUCCACACUGUACUCAGCAGUGACAUCUAUGGUUGAUAGCAACUCAAACAGGCCAAAACAGCCUGUUUUCAUUGGCCUCGACCAGUCCACCAAGGACCCAUCCAUCUGGCUACUCCCUGUCGACAAAUAUCGGUAUGCUGAAGCCCUGGCCUUGUCCCAGAGGUUUGGGCAUGCCAUGACAAAACACUGGGGACCAAGUGCCUGGAAUUGGUUCACACCCUCCUUCAGACAGAAGCAAGAAGAUGUACAACCCUGA
Seminavis robusta is the source of this 1965-nucleotide messenger RNA. The record is from the annotation of a GenBank genome assembly. NCBI's taxonomy places the organism in Eukaryota, Bacillariophyta, Bacillariophyceae, Naviculales, Naviculaceae.